This is a messenger RNA of Meyerozyma guilliermondii ATCC 6260, 699 nucleotides long. RefSeq lists its product as uncharacterized. Gene Ontology annotation, biological process: Golgi organization; protein secretion. Bases 1 to 699 code for a protein of 232 amino acids. Lineage: Eukaryota; Fungi; Ascomycota; Pichiomycetes; Serinales; Debaryomycetaceae. The transcript has a single exon. The record is from RefSeq and is a predicted model, not a curated record. Gene Ontology annotation, cellular component: Golgi apparatus.
AUGUCACAAAAAUCUGAAGAAGAAUGGCUAGAAAAUAUAGAAGUUUCAUUAGCUGAGCGCACUCCCCAACUUGGAGUUAAAGAGGUGAGUUUGCGAAGAAUAGGAGGGUUCUCUUUGUUGUACGGGCACUUGAGAUUAUCUUCGUCAAAGCAGAUUGAGCCUCUACACAUUCUAAGUAAUCGCGGUGACCGUGGUAUGGUGCAUGCUAGAGGAUCUGAUGUAGCAGGCUCAGAAUUGCGGUUUACAAAUCGUGAAGAAAUAUCGAGCCAGACCACUUUUGGGCUCUCAAACUCCUUGUACUAUAACCCAUGGAAGAAGGUGGAGUUGGGGAGGAAACUUUUGCUGCUGGCAGUUGAAAGAUCGGUAGCGGAGGGGAGCAGUAUGGAAUAUUUCGUGGAUCAAUGCUUUGAAGUUUUGAGUCAUAAUACCUACAGUGAGGAAGUACGCCAAGGAAAGGAGACAGCCAAAAAGUUCAAGGAGUUGCAGAACUCAAUCUUUAUUCCUCCCAUCGAAACUGGCGAGGUAAGUGAUGCCAAUCGUAGCUCCAGAACCAUCGGAAGGUAUUAUGGCACAAGGACUCAAACAGUCAUUUUGUUACGCCGUGAUGGAAAGUUGUUUUAUUGCGAGCGCAACUUGCACAAGUCUGACGAUUUGCUGGAAGCUCCUGUAACCAACAAGUACUCGUUUGAUCUACAAUAG